UCUCUCUCUCUCUCUCUCUCUCUCUCUCUCUCUCUCUCUCUCUUCAAUCGCCGCAGAACUCCGCCGACCGACCAGCCGUCAGGUGACCGGAGCGGAAUAUUCAUCAGCACCGUCGUCGUCUUUCAUCCUCUCCGCUCCUCUGGACUCUGGACCCCGGACCCGGACCAGGACCAGGACCCGGAGCCCCGGACGGUCCCCCUGCCCGCCUGUCUGCCCGCCUGCCUCCUCUUCCUACCCGCUCUGGGACAUUCUGGGCUGCACACUCACGCAGAUGAGGAGAGAUUCCGCCUCCUGGUGCUGAUGUCCUUGAGCUCGGCCUGCUGCACGGUCCUGGUGGUGCAGCAGUAGCUUCCUCUGACUUGGACCCACUUCCUGUCUCUCAUCUCUCAGCUGCUCGCCCCUCUCUCUCUCUCUCUCUCUCUCCCUCCAUCCAUCAUCCCUCCAUCACCGUCAGCUCGUCUGUCCGUCUGUCCAUGGACCGGCCGUGACCCCGGAGGGAGGGGGACAGAAACGAGGAAAGAGAGGAGACGAAGGAGAAGAAAGCUGGAUUCACUCAGACAUCAUCGCUCUUCUGAAGCUCCCCUGCUCGCUCCUCAGCCUCCUCCUCCUGCGAUGGAGAAUUAAAGGAGCAGAGGGAGGCGAGGCCAAGAUACUGAGGAGAAACAACCCUUAAAUGAAAUAAAACAGAAAAAGGGGUUAAAGUGAAUCAUUAUAACUACACAUCUGUAAACCCAGACUAAGAUUCUGCCUGUUGAGUUGAUGAACAAGCGAAGGAGGAGCUGAGAGGAGGACCAAACCAGGAGAAUCUCUGACUGACAUGUCAACAACAGCUACCAUGGGUGAAAUGGCAAACAGCGCGGUGGAGUUUUAUCCCAAAGGGACGCGAGGCGCGGGUGGAGGAGGCCGGGCGGACGGCGGCGGCGGCGGCCAUGCGGGCGGAGACUUCACGGUGACGGUGAUGGAGCUGACGGAGCUGAUGGAGCUCAGAGGGAACGACGCCCUGCAGAAGAUCCAGGACAGCUACGGAGACACAGACGGGCUCUGCCAGAGGCUACAGUCCAGCCCCACGGACGGUCUCAGUGGGGACCCUGCAGACCUGGAGCGUCGGUGCCAAACAUACGGCCAGAACUUCAUCCCCCCGAAGAAGGCCAAGACGUUCCUGGAGCUGGUGUGGGAGGCCUUACAGGACGUCACACUCAUCAUCCUAGAGGCUGCCGCCAUUAUUUCCUUAGGCCUCUCGUUGUACCAGCCUCCUGGGGAGGGAAACGAAUCAUGUGGGAACGGGUCGGGGGGGGCGGAGGACGAGGGCGAGGCGGACGCCGGCUGGAUCGAGGGGGCGGCCAUCCUGCUGUCUGUGGUGUGUGUCGUCCUGGUGACGGCGUUCAACGACUGGUCCAAAGAGAAGCAGUUCAGAGGUCUGCAGAGCCGGAUCGAACAAGAACAGAAGUUCACUGUCGUACGUAAAGGAAACGUGAUCCAGAUCCCCGUGGCGGACAUGGUGGUGGGGGACCUGGCCCAGGUCAAAUACGGGGACCUGCUACCAGCUGACGGGAUCCUGGUCCAAGGAAACGAUCUGAAGCUGGACGAGAGUUCUCUGACAGGAGAGUCUGACCACGUACGCAAGUCUGUGGAGAAGGACCCCAUGCUGCUCUCAGGGACCCAUGUGAUGGAGGGCUCCGGCAGGAUGCUGGUGACGGCUGUAGGAGUCAACUCUCAGACCGGCAUCAUCUUCACCCUGCUGGGAGCCGGAGAGGUGGAGGAGGACGGGAAGGAGAAGAAAGGAAAACAACCUGAUGGAGCUGUGGAGAACAAUCAGAACAAAGCCAAGAAACAGGAUGGGGGCGUUGCCAUGGAGAUGCAACCCCUGAAAAGUGCGGAGGGCGGCGAGGUGGAGGACCGGGAGAAGAAGAAGACCAACAUCCCCAAGAAAGAGAAGAGUGUGUUGCAGGGAAAACUCACCAAACUCGCUGUUCAGAUCGGCAAAGCAGGUUUGGUGAUGUCAGCCAUCACCGUCAUCAUCCUGGUGCUCUACUUUGUCAUCAACACGUUUGUCGUUGAAGGUCACACGUGGCUGACAGAGUGUACUCCGGUCUACAUCCAGUACUUUGUCAAGUUCUUCAUCAUCGGAGUCACUGUGCUGGUGGUGGCCGUCCCAGAAGGAUUACCUCUCGCUGUCACCAUCUCUCUGGCUUACUCUGUCAAGAAAAUGAUGAAGGACAACAACCUUGUCCGUCACCUGGACGCCUGUGAGACGAUGGGGAACGCCACGGCCAUCUGCUCCGACAAGACGGGGACGCUGACCACCAACCGCAUGACCGUGGUGCAGUCUCACAUCGGUGAUGUUCACCACCGUGUGAUCCCCGACCCCGGACAGAUCAACCCCCGGACCCUCGACCUGCUAGUCAACGCCAUCGCUAUCAACAGCGCCUACACCUCCAAGAUCUUACCUCCUGACGUGGAGGGGGGUCUCAACAAGCAGGUGGGCAACAAGACGGAGUGUGGCCUUCUGGGAUUUGUAUUAGACCUGCAGCAGGACUACGCCCCCGUCAGAGAGCAGAUUCCUGAGGAGAGACUGUACAAGGUUUAUACCUUCAACUCAGUACGUAAGUCCAUGUGUACCGUCAUCAAGCUGCCGGACGGAUCCUUCCGCCUCUACAGCAAAGGAGCCUCGGAGAUCCUGCUGAAGAAAUGUUCCUACAUCUUAGAUCCUAACGGAGAACCAAGAACGUUCCGCCCUCGUGACCGAGACGAGAUGGUCAAACAGGUGAUUGAGCCGAUGGCGUGUGAAGGCUUGAGGACCAUCUGUAUUGCGUACCGGGACCUGUCCAACACUCCGGAGCCAGACUGGGAGAACGAAGCAGAGAUAGUCACAGACCUAACCUGCAUCACUGUGGUGGGCAUCGAGGACCCAGUCAGGCCCGAGGUUCCUGACGCCAUCCGUAAGUGUCAGCGUGCCGGCAUCACGGUGCGGAUGGUGACUGGAGACAACAUCAACACGGCGAGAGCCAUCGCUGCUAAAUGUGGGAUCAUCCAUCCUGGAGACGACUUCAUCUGUCUAGAGGGGAAAGACUUCAACCGACGAAUCAGAAACGAGAAAGGAGAGAUCGAACAGGAACGUAUCGACAAAAUCUGGCCCAAACUCCGAGUGUUGGCUCGAUCCUCGCCCACCGACAAACACACACUGGUCAAAGGUAUUAUCGACAGCACCGUCCUGGAACAGAGACAGGUUGUCGCGGUAACAGGAGAUGGAACCAACGACGGACCGGCUCUGAAGAAGGCUGAUGUUGGCUUCGCCAUGGGCAUUGCGGGGACGGACGUGGCUAAAGAAGCGUCUGACAUCAUCCUGACUGACGAUAACUUCAGCAGCAUCGUGAAGGCGGUGAUGUGGGGACGCAACGUCUACGACUCCAUCUCCAAGUUCCUCCAGUUCCAGCUGACGGUCAACGUGGUGGCCGUCAUAGUGGCCUUCACCGGGGCCUGCAUCACCCAGGACUCCCCUCUGAAGGCGGUCCAGAUGCUGUGGGUGAACCUCAUCAUGGACACGUUUGCGUCUCUGGCCCUCGCCACGGAGCCCCCCACCGAGGACCUGUUGCUACGGAAACCAUACGGACGCAACAACCCGCUCAUCUCCCUCACCAUGAUGAAGAACAUCCUGGGACACGGAGUCUAUCAGCUGGUCAUCAUCUUCACCCUGCUCUUCAUAGGUGAGCGUAUGUUUAACAUUGACAGCGGUCGCAACGCUCCGCUCCACUCUCCUCCCUCUGAACACUACACCAUCAUCUUCAACACCUUCGUCCUCAUGCAACUCUUCAAUGAGAUCAACGCUCGCAAAAUCCACGGGGAGAGAAACGUCUUUGACGGCAUUUUUGCGAACCCCAUCUUCUGCUCCAUCGUUCUGGGGACCUUCGCCGUGCAGAUCGUGAUUGUGCAGUUUGGAGGGAAACCGUUCAGCUGCGCCCCUCUCAACGUGGAGCAGUGGCUCUGGUGUCUGUUUGUGGGAGUGGGCGAGCUCCUCUGGGGGCAGGUGAUCGCCACGGUGCCAACGGAGCGGCUGCCGUGUCUGAAGGAGGCGGGGCUGGGCCUGGAGCCCGGCGAGGAGGAAGGGGAGGAGAUGGCCGAGGAUGAGGAGGAGAUCGACUGUGCUGAGAGAGAACUCCGCCGUGGACAGAUCCUCUGGUUCAGAGGCCUGAACCGCAUCCAGACCCAGAUGCGAGUGGUGAAAGCGUUCCGUAGUAAUCUGUACGAGGGUCGGGAAAAACCGGAAUCCCGCAACUCCAUCCACAACUUCAUGGCCCACCCGGAGUUCCUCAUCAACGACCUCAUCCACAACAUCCCGCUGAUCGACGACACCGACGUGGACGACGAAUCAGAGCUCAGCAGAUACCAGCACCUGCACCCGGCCCUCCGCAAGCCCCCGCCCCCCCCCACCCAGCCCCAGGCCCCCACCCGGGUCCGCCCCACCCGCCCCUACCGCCAGUACAGCCUCCCGGUGACCCCGUGCAACCGCAACAACAACAACAGCAGCAGCAGCAGCAGCAGCAGCGCUUCAUCAGGCAUCCACCUCAGCAAAACAGUCGCCCCGAGCAACCGGAGCCCCCACCCCCACCCCCACCCCCGCCACCAACACCACCACCACCACUGUGGCAGGGACAGGCCAGAGAAGCCCCCCACCCCUCACCUGGCCCACCUCUACUGUGUGGAGACCUCCUUAUAACUGAGCGGAGCGUGGGUCGGGGGGAGGGGAGGGGAGGGGGGGGGGGGGGUCAGGGGGUCUGAGGGGGGGGGGGCUGAGGACUCACACAUGACAUUUUCAUCUACUCUUGGUUGAGGAGCAGCAGGACGGGGAGGAGCCGAGGGAGUGGACAAUGGCUCCCGGAGAACAUUGCGACUUUCCCUCCUUUUGCCCCUUUGCUCCAGCCCUCUCAGCCUGACCCCCUCCCCCCCCUCCCCCAACCCCCUCCGACCCCUGACCCCUGACCCCGGCCCCAUCCAGGGGCCCCGCGGCCCCACCCUGCCUGACCUCACACACACUUGUCACACACACGAUGCACAGGUCUGCUCCUGCUGUGUUGUCCUGAGGGACGGUGGGUUACUGGGGGGAACAUCCUUCAGCGUUCAGCAGAACAGAACAGAACAGAACAGAACCACGUCACUCUGUUCCUAUCGGUGUUCUUCAUUAGUGUUGUUGUCAUGACGACCCACACCUUCACUGCAACAAAGGUGUCUAAAAACCAGAUCAAACAGUAAAUCUGAGGGAAAUGAUCUUGCUGCAUGGACAGAUAAUUUACCUUGACAAGAUUUCUUAAAUUAAGAUUAUUAAAUCUAGAAAUAAAUUAGAGCUGCAACUAUUAUUCGAUUAAUCGAACAAUAAUCGAUUAUUAAAUUAAUCGUCAACUAUUUUGAUAAUCUAAUAAUUGGUUUGAGCAGUUGUUUUUAAAGACAAUAAGUCUCUGAUUUCAGCUUCUUCAAUGUGAAUAUUUCUAGUUUUCUUUGUUCCUUUAUAGUUUGUUGCAGUGGGUAUACUGUCUAUACUCAGAACAACAACAUCUUACAACAACAACCAUGUUGGAGCAACACCUCAUAAACACCAUCACCACCUUGUGUCUGAUGCUGCAUCCUAACAUGUUGAUAACACACCCAGUCUGUCAGAAUGCUCUCAAGAUGUAUACCGUAAGCUAUGCAUUAGUGAAUGUGAUUCAGAUUCAGAUGUUUUUUUAUAUUCUUGAACUAAAAAACAUCUGAAUCUGAAUCACAUGAGACAUAAAGAUGCAACGAGACUGGACAUAUCAGUUAGCAAAGCUGGCUCUGUGAUUGGUUGGACAAGCAACCGUUCAUAGUUCUGUGAUUUCCCUGAUGUUCAUGAACGCGACAUACACCAAGGGGCUGAGAAGCCUGUCAGUCAUUGUCGUUCCCAUGGCAACGGGUUGUUUUGAGGUGGGCGGGAACUGAAGAAGUUAGAACAGAAGUUAGUUAGCUUGUUUUGGUGUUAGCUUCGGCCCACAGUAGCCUGGUUAUUCACUAAUAAAGCACCAUGAAACCAGCUGAUGGUAGUGAAUGUACUGAGGAACGGCACAAUAUAUUUAAAUAUACCAACAAUCACCUGCUAUGCUAAUUUCACUUGCCGGUUGGCGUUAUGGCGGCGUCGGUCUCCUUCUGAGAAGCUUCAUCUUCAUCUUCAUCUUCAUCUGGCUGUUUGUUUUUAUGUUUUCUUCUCCGACCUCUUCUGCUGAAGCUGCAGUGUCUCCUGAAGCGUCUGUGGGUUCAGUGGCAACUUCGCCGGACACUGAAAAAGUGUCCGGCGCUGUUUUUGUGUCAUCUCGUUGUAGUUCACGCGCUGAUUUUCUCCUUUGUGCCGAGAAUGCCCGCGAAAUGAAUUUGUUGCAUCAACGGAAGCCUCAGAGGUCUAAACAUCAUAAAAACACAGACUGGGUUGAUUUAAUGAAUUAAUCAACAUGUGGAAACUGUCACUAAAUUAUAUUGUUACGUAUGCUCGCGAAUCAAGUGGAUAUAUGAAAAAAAUAAAAUAAUCUAGCGAGUAUAUAGAGUGUAUACCGGAGUCACGUAGACUACACCGCUGCCAGAAACAAUUAAUAAUUAUCUAAAGUAAAUACUAAUUAUAAGAACUAUUGUAAUUUUUAUUUACAUACAAGAUAAAUUAAAGCUGCAAGCAGUGAUGAACUGUAAUGAAAUUAUUUGGUUCUUACCAAGAUAAAAAAAAAAAACCUUUAGAUUUAGAAGUGUUAGAUAAUUUAUCUUGUUUUAAGAGUUAAUUUCUUAUAUUAAGUGUUCAACAUGCUUAUUUCUAGAUUUAAUAAUCUUAAUUUAAGAAAUCUUGUCAAGGUAAAUUAUCUGUCCACGCAGCAAGAUCAUUUCCCUCAGAUUUACUGUUUGAUCUGGUUUUUAGACUAAACACCUUUUGUUGCAGUGUUCCUGCCAUCAACCACCUCCAUCAUUUAUCUAUCUGCAGCCACUUAUUACAAUCCAAAUAUUUUCUUUUAUUUCAUUCUUCUUUCUGUUAACGUGUGUGUGUGUGUGUGUGUAUUGUCUUGUCUCUUCUGAAAAAACAACAAAAUCAUAACAAAAAUAGAAAUUGCAAAGAUACUGUUCAUUUAAACCUAAUAUUAAAUAGUAUGGCUGCAAAAAAAAAACACCUAAAGGAUGGGUAACAUACAUAUAUAUACACACUAUAUGUAUAUGUAUAAUUUGAAUGUUUGGGAAGCGACAGCACAGAACUUGUUAUGUUUGUCACAAACUGACCCCUCCCAUAAAUAAACCCACAGGACCCUGAAAUAUGAGCCACCAGAAACUGAAUCUGAAUUUUUUUUUUUUUAAUUUGAAUUGCUUAACUUGAAUAAUUGCAUUAAAAAACUGAAUUUGAAUCACCUAAUUUGAAUGUGUAUCGUUCAAUUUGAAUCAUUGCAUUGAAAAACUGAAUCUGAAUUGUAAUUUGAAAUUGAAUUUAUUAGUUUGGAACAGAACAUUCAGUUCUCACAAUUCAAAUUCAGUUUGAAUAAUUUAAUUCGAGCACAGAAAACGGAGCUGCUGAUUGGCCGAAGAGGGUCCAGGUGCCAAAGUAUAAUCCAUUUUUCUGUCAAAACUAAAAUAGGAAAAACCGGAAACAGUGCCCCUUUUCCUUUUUUUGUUUCAAACCAAAAACAGAUUUUGCUCUCAGCAUCAAAAAACAAGAAAAACAAAAUGAAAUAACGGCCCAAAUUUGGUUUUUGCAAAUUCAUUUUUAAAUUUUUUUGUUUCAGACUGGAAGCAGGAAAAUAAUAGUCCCAUCAAAAUAAAAGUAGUGUGCUUAUUAUCAAGCAUUAUAAAAAUUAAAAAAAUAAACGUAUCAUCGUACACUAUAAUAGGCGACUGUUUUCUUUCUGCACCGUAUAUGGUUCACAUUUAUUUAGUCAAGUGAAACUAUAACAGCUGGUUGUUUGGGAGAACGUGAUACAUAAUUAUUAUUAUUUUAGUGUGUGAAUGCACAUUGUGCUGGUGACAACGCGUUGCCAUGGGACCCAAAUAUGACCCAAAUUCAGU
Messenger RNA from Centropristis striata (black sea bass), 8034 nucleotides. RefSeq names its product plasma membrane calcium-transporting ATPase 3-like. The record is from RefSeq and is a predicted model, not a curated record. Gene Ontology annotation, cellular component: intracellular membrane-bounded organelle; membrane. Gene Ontology annotation, molecular function: P-type calcium transporter activity; ATP binding; PDZ domain binding. Gene Ontology annotation, biological process: regulation of cytosolic calcium ion concentration; calcium ion transmembrane transport. Lineage: Eukaryota; Metazoa; Chordata; Actinopteri; Perciformes; Serranidae.